AUUGUUAAUAUUACGCAUAUUUUAUUUGUAUGAUUAUUCAAUAUAACUUUAAACAUAAGACGUUACUAAUGAUAAAAAUUUUUCGCUCUACCCUAUAUACAUACAUUGACACGAAUACAACUCUUUGUCUUUGCUUUUACGAUCUACUCGAAGAGACGGAUUAAUAGGGCUUGCCUCGGAAAUUUAUCGUGGGCGUUGUCAUCUAUUGUUAUUACUAUGUGCAUAUUCGAUUGACAGUGUGUAAAUCAUUAUAGAAUAUAUAUGUGUAUACACAUACUACAUUAUUAUAACGUAAUUGCUUAUUAUCUAUUAAACAAACUUCCGUUCUGUCUCUCGGGUUUGAAAAAGAUCACGUGAUAAAUUAAAGUUAUUCCUGUAUUUCAAAAGAGUCAUACUCAUAAUGAUAUGUCAAAUAAAGAUAUUAUGUUUGCGACAAAACAAAAUCUCAAGACAACGCUAUUGCAUGGACCAGCAGAAUUAAGCAAGACAUUCUUAUAUGAGGCAGCCAUAUAUUGGGCAGAAGAAGGUCAUCGUGUUUUUUAUAUCACACCAAUACCUUUACAACAAAUUCCUUCUGCUUGCCAUGAAAGUAAUCCUUCGACAUACUUUACUUAUAAACUGAUUACAUUUGUGUAUCUAUCGAAUUAUAAAUCCUUGGUAACACAGCUAGCAGAAUUACAUACAUUCGUUUCGUUACCCACUAUAGUUUUGUUAGAUGACAUAGAUCAUUACAUUAAAGAUGACGCAACAAAAAAACAAGACUAUUGUCAAGAAAAAACAAAGAUGCGUAUAGCCAGAGCAUGCAGCGUGAUCUUCGAUGCGAUAAAUUCGUGUUCACGAAUUUCUAAUACUAUUGUACACGCGUGCGUGUGGUCUUCGUCGAUUUUAAGAAAAACCGAUAUGGAUAUUACGAUAUAUUUUCGUAACAUCUGGAACGUAUCGGAAGACGAGGAGAAUAAAAUAAUUUCCUUAAAAAAGAUUGGCCGUGAAACACAUCUGGCCGAAGGUUAUCCAUCCUUCGAAUAUUACAAAUUUCAAGAUGGAACGCGAAUUUUAAAAAAUGUUUACCGUGAAUUUCUUGAUUAA
Molecule: messenger RNA, 1086 nt
Organism: Vespa velutina
Lineage: Eukaryota; Metazoa; Arthropoda; Insecta; Hymenoptera; Vespidae
Exons: 5
Coding region: 406-1086 (226 amino acids)
Biological process (GO): double-strand break repair via homologous recombination
Cellular component (GO): Shu complex
Molecular function (GO): single-stranded DNA binding
Source: RefSeq, a predicted model, not a curated record